This is a messenger RNA of Dromiciops gliroides (monito del monte), 2284 nucleotides long. RefSeq names its product DEAH-box helicase 33 (gene DHX33). Gene Ontology annotation, molecular function: RNA binding; ATP binding. The coding region runs from base 35 to 2080 and encodes 681 amino acids. Gene Ontology annotation, biological process: positive regulation of transcription by RNA polymerase I. NCBI's taxonomy places the organism in Eukaryota, Metazoa, Chordata, Mammalia, Microbiotheria, Microbiotheriidae. The transcript has 12 exons. The record is from RefSeq and is a predicted model, not a curated record. Gene Ontology annotation, cellular component: intracellular anatomical structure; nucleolus.
GGCGCACUAGGUCUCCGCGCGCUGCUUCCCCGCGAUGCCUGAGGAGCGCGGCCCUCCUCCGGCCAAGCGCUUCCGGGCCGGGCCCGGGGUCCCCGGGAACCGCGGAGCUAUGUUGCCCGGGGGUCGUCGGCCGCCACUGGGAGCCGAGGCCCUGGAGCGUCAGCGCCGAAGUCUACCCAUCUUCACGGCGCGCGGGCCACUUCUGGCCCGCCUGCGAAGCGUCGAGUGCGCCGUGCUCAUUGGGGAAACUGGUUCAGGGAAGACAACACAGAUUCCCCAGUACCUUUAUGAGGCGGGCCUGGGCCGCCAAGGUGUCAUUGCCGUGACCCAGCCUCGCCGCGUCGCUGCCAUCUCUCUGGCUGCCAGAGUGUCGGAUGAAAAGCAGACGGAGCUAGGCAAGCUGGUGGGCUACACUGUGCGUUUUGAUGACGUGACUUCUGAGGACACCAGAAUCAAGUUUCUCACAGAUGGGAUGCUGCUUCGGGAAGCCAUCUCCGACGCUCUGCUGAGAAAGUAUAGCUUUGUCAUUCUGGAUGAGGCUCAUGAGCGGACCAUCCAUACGGACGUGCUGUUGGGUGUAGUAAAGGCUGCCCAGCGCCGGCGCAAGGACUUGGGGAAGCCUCUGCUCAGAGUCCUUGUCAUGUCGGCCACCAUGGACGUGGACCUCUUCUCCCGGUACUUCAACGGUGCACCCGUUCUCUACGUGGAAGGACGGCAGUAUCCCAUCCAGGUUUACUACACCAAAGAGCCCCAGAGCGAUUAUCUCCAUGCUGCGCUGGUCUCCAUCUUCCAGAUUCACCAGGAGGCGCCGCCUGCUCAGGAUAUUCUGGUGUUCCUCACGGGUCAGGAGGAGAUCGAGGCUCUUUGCAAGGCCUGCCGAGACAUAGCCCGGCACCUGCCAGAGGACUGCCUGCCACUGCUGGUGCUGCCGCUGUACGCCUCCCUCCCCAGCUCCCAGCAGCUCAGGGUCUUCCAGGGGGCCCCCAAGGGUUCUCGCAAAGUGAUCAUUUCAACCAACAUUGCAGAAACCUCCAUUACCAUCACGGGCAUAAAGCAUGUGAUUGACACAGGCAUGGUCAAGGCCAAGAGGUAUAAUCCUGAGAGUGGCCUGGAGGUAUUGGCUGUCCAGCGGGUAUCAAAGACCCAAGCAUGGCAACGGACAGGGCGGGCCGGCCGUGAGGACAGUGGGGCUUGUUACCGCCUCUACACAGAGGAUGAGUUUGAGAAAUUCGAUAAGAUGACGAUCCCUGAGAUCCAGAGGUGUAACCUGGCCAGUGUCAUCCUGCAGCUCUUAGCCCUGCGAGUGCCAAACGUCCUCACUUUUGAUUUCAUGUCUAAACCAUCCCCAGAUCACAUGCAGGCAGCCCUGGAGCAGCUGGAGCUGCUGGGCGCCCUCCAGCGGAAGAAGGAUGAGCCCCUGGUGCUGACCCCCACUGGAAGGAAGAUGGCGGCUUUCCCUUUGGAGCCCAAGUUUGCCAAAACCAUCCUUCUCUCCCCCAAAUUCCACUGCACAGAAGAGAUACUGACCAUUGUCUCCCUGCUGUCUGUGGACAGUGUCCUGUACAACCCUCCUUCCCGGCGAGAUGAGGUGCAGUGCGUCAGAAAGAAGUUUGUCUCCAGUGAGGGGGACCACCUGACCCUGCUCAACGUGUACCGAGCCUUCAGAAACGUCGGCGGCAACAAGGAAUGGUGCCGAGAGAAUUUUGUCAACAGCAAGAAUAUGCUGCUUGUGGCAGAGGUCCGAGCCCAGCUCCGGGACAUCUGUAUCAAGAUGUCGAUGCCAAUGGAGUCUUCACGGGCAGACACGGGGAACAUCCGCCGCUGCCUGGCGCAUGGCCUUUUCAUGAACACGGCCGAGCUUCAGCCUGAUGGGACCUAUGUGACCGUGGACACUCGCCAGCCAGUGGCCAUCCACCCAUCCUCUGUGCUCUUCCACUGCAAACCGGCCUGCGUCACUUACAACGAGCUAUUGUCUACCAACAAGUGCUACAUGAGGGACCUCUGCGUGGUAGACGCAGACUGGCUGUACGAUGCGGCCCCUGAGUACUUCCGCAGGAAGAUGCGGGCCGCCCGCAGCUGAGCCUUGUGUCCUAAGCCAGCACUUGGGCAGAACGGGGAGAGCAGGUCAGAGCUCUGUCUGGCAUGUAGUGGCUUUGGAAACUGCAGGGAAGGUAUGAGCCAUGCUCAUCACUGGCUGCUGGGCAGGAAUCUGCCUUGGUUGGCGACAGUUUUUAUCUGUAUACAGUUUUUCAAUUGAAAAUGCAAUAAAGUUACUUUUGUACAA